CUCUAACCCGGGAUAACCAUUCAAAAGCAGCAGAGGGAAAGCCAGUGCCUGUGUCCAUCACAAACCAUUCAUCCCUUCAGGUUUUAGACCACCGAAACGAGCUCCAAGAUGGCCCCGAUCCGCGUCCAGUCUGUCCUGAUCAGUGAAAGUGUGGACCCACGCUGCAGGAGCAUUCUGGAGGAAAAUGGCAUCCGCGUGACGGAGAAGCACAACAUGAAGAAAGAUGAGUUGAUCGCGGAGAUAAAGGACUAUGAUGGACUUGUGGUUCGAUCUGCAACGAAGGUGACAUCUGACAUUAUCAACGCUGCUAGUAAUCUUAAAAUCAUUGGAAGAGCAGGGACCGGUGUGGACAAUGUGGAUGUAGAUGCCGCCACCAAGAAAGGCAUUAUUGUGAUGAACACACCGAGUGGAAAUACAAUCAGUGCUGCCGAGCUGACAUGUGCUCUGAUAAUGAGCCUGUCAAGACAUGUGCCUCAAGCUGUGAUGUCGAUGAAAGCAGGCAACUGGGACCGUAAGAAGUUCAUGGGUGCAGAGCUGUAUGGAAAAGUACUUGGAAUAGUUGGACUUGGAAGAAUCGGAAAGGAAGUGGCCUCAAGAAUGCAGUCAUUUGGCAUGAGGACGAUUGGUUAUGAUCCAAUCACUCCACCUGAGGUUGCAACCAGCUGGGGCGUCGAACCAAUGUCCCUGGAGCAGCUCUGGCCUCAGUGUGACUACAUCACUGUCCACACCCCCCUCAUGCCCUCAACUGUCGGUCUUCUUAAUGAUGAAACAUUUGCUAAAUGCAAGAAGGGGGUGAAGGUUGUGAACUGUGCACGAGGGGGAAUCAUUGACGAGGCAGCUCUACUCCGAGCUCUGGAGUCUGGACAAUGUGGAGGAGCAGGUCUCGAUGUCUUCAUUGAGGAACCACCAAAGGAUCGCUCCCUUGUGAACCAUCCUAACGUUGUCAGCUGUCCUCACCUGGGAGCCAGCACCAAAGAGGCACAGGCCCGUUGUGGGCAGGACAUCGCCCAGCAGAUUGUUGACAUGGUGAACGGCAAGAACCUGGUUGGAGCUGUAAAUGCCCAGGUUUUGGCCAGCACAUUCUCUCAAGAAUCUCACCAGAUGAUUGCACUUGGAAAAGCCCUGGGAGCCGUUCUGCAGUCAUGCACUUCUAGGAAUCCAUGCAACAAUCUCAGAAUUACCACUCAAGGUGAUUGCAUGAAGUCCUCCACUGGUUACAUGACCUCAGCCGUGCUGGUUGGACUCCUCAGUCAUGAGCCUGACUGUUGUCCAAACCUUAUCAAUGUCCUGAGCCUCGCCAAGGAGUCUGGAAUGACGGUGAACCAGACCCACUGUACAUCAGAAUGUACUGCCGGCGGCAUUUGUGAGGUGGAGAUCAUGGCCAACAACUGCAGCUCUAAGGCCAGUGGUUCAGUUCAAGGUGGUGUACCGGUUCUGCUGAGCCUGAGUGGUAGUGGGUUCAGACAGCCUGUCUCUCUCACUGGGAAUCUGCUGUUCUUCAAGGCCUCAGCUAAUCCUCAGCUCCUGCCUUCAGUGGCCGGACUGCUGGCCUCAGAGGGAGUGCAGAUUGAGUCUUUCAGCGCUCCUGUGGAUUCUACUGGAGAUCUGUGGUAUUGUGUGGGGGUGUCCUCCCUGCUCAGAGACCUCGGUGUCUUGAAGCCUUUGGUUAAGGAAGCAGCACAACUCGCCAUUUAGAGCAGCUACGCCCACUCACACAGCACCGAGAGAUCAGAGAGCAUCUCAAAAUGUGACAUUCCCAGGAGUGUCUAAUAUAAGUGAUCCAUCUCAGUCUUAGCACUUACAGAUAACAACUUGUUUAGAAGUUGAUCCGUUUUCAAACUGAAUUUUGAUAAAAUUCCAGUGUUUAGAUGUUUACAUAAGCUUUGUUAACUUAAUGAAACUAUCAAUGUGAUGUUCUGUUCUAAUCUAAACCCUUUUGUAAGCAGAGAUGUUAAAUAAAUGUACUCACUGUGAGAACAA
This is a messenger RNA of Sphaeramia orbicularis (orbiculate cardinalfish), 1980 nucleotides long. RefSeq names its product phosphoglycerate dehydrogenase (gene phgdh). Gene Ontology annotation, molecular function: phosphoglycerate dehydrogenase activity; NAD binding. The transcript has 12 exons. The record is from RefSeq and is a predicted model, not a curated record. Bases 109 to 1695 code for a protein of 528 amino acids. Lineage: Eukaryota; Metazoa; Chordata; Actinopteri; Kurtiformes; Apogonidae. Gene Ontology annotation, biological process: L-serine biosynthetic process.